UUUUGGUAUAAAAAAGAACAAGUGUACCGGUCAACCGCCACUUCAAUAACAGCAACCCUCCUAGCACAAAGCCAAAAGAGUUGUCCAAAUUAAGUUUAUAUGAAAGAACAAGAAGCUAUAAGUUUUCAUGGCUCCAAGAAUCGGUGAAGCCACCGGAAAAAUGACACAGCUUUGCCGGAAAAUUGUAAAUGUCAACAUUAGGUGGAGUAUAUUGGAAAGGGUAUCCAUUUUUCGCCGAUUCUUUCAUUUCGUUUGGGACAGAAUUCUUGUUUGCUCCAUGGGGAAGUCAAUUGGGUAUCAACCUUUGUCCAACCGGCCUUCUUCUCCGUCCAUGGAGGCUCUCGAGUCCGGUCUGGGACCGGAGUGCCCCACAACCUCCUGUAGCGGAUAUGAUACAGAUUCAGAUUUAGUCACCUUGAAGAUCAGUCUACUGGGUGAUUGCCAAAUUGGAAAAACAAGCUUUGUGAUCAAGUAUGUAGGGGAUGAACAAGAAAAGAGAUGUCUGCAGAUGAAAGGAUUAAAUUUAAUUGAUAAAACAUUAGUCGUACAAGGUGCACGGAUUGCAUUUAGGAUAUGGGAUGUGGGAGGUGACAACAGAUCGCUUGAUCAUGUUCCCAUUGCUUGCAAAGAUGCAGUAGCAAUUUUGUUUAUGUUCGAUCUUACUAGCAGGUGUACACUAAAUAGUGUUAUUGGAUGGUAUAAUGAAGCAAGAAAGUGGAAUCAGACAGCAAUUCCAAUACUAAUUGGGACCAAAUUCGAUGAUUUUGUCCAACUUCCCCCAGAUUUACAAUGGACAAUUGUGGCUCAGGCGAGGACAUAUGCAAGGGCUAUGAAGGCGACACUUUUCUUUUCGAGUGCAACGCACAACAUCAAUGUGAACAAGAUCUUCAAAUUUAUAAUGGCCAAGCUCUUUAACUUGCCGUGGACGCUCCAAAGAAACCUCACACUAGGAGAACCCAUCAUUGACUUCUAAACCAAUCUUACCACAACAUGUUCCAAUCCACUUGUACAUAGUCAAGGAAUACAAACACCACAGUUUUCUUUCGUUUUCA
Messenger RNA from Cornus florida, 1052 nucleotides. RefSeq names its product septum-promoting GTP-binding protein 1. Gene Ontology annotation, molecular function: GTP binding; GTPase activity. The transcript is spliced from 6 exons. The coding region runs from base 128 to 973 and encodes 281 amino acids. NCBI's taxonomy places the organism in Eukaryota, Viridiplantae, Streptophyta, Magnoliopsida, Cornales, Cornaceae. The record is from RefSeq and is a predicted model, not a curated record.